Mixia osmundae IAM 14324 is the source of this 1926-nucleotide messenger RNA. RefSeq lists its product as uncharacterized. The transcript is spliced from 2 exons. Lineage: Eukaryota; Fungi; Basidiomycota; Mixiomycetes; Mixiales; Mixiaceae. The record is from RefSeq and is a predicted model, not a curated record. Bases 1 to 1926 code for a protein of 641 amino acids.
AUGAAGGUACCGACAGGAGCAAUCCUGUUGACGGCAUCAGCACAAAGCGCGCGUGCAUUCUUUCGCGUCGGUUGCCAUGUUCUGGGGCAUGACAGGAUCGAUCCGAUCGUCUCGCCCGGCACUUUCUCUAGUCAUGCCCACGUACUCCACGGUGCCGCGACCAUCUCGCCCACCGCAGCAUAUGCUGAUCUACGUGCGGCACCUUGCUCGAGCUGCGAAGUCGUAGACGAUCUCAGCGCCUAUUGGACGCCAAUGCCCUAUUUUGCUUGGGCAAACGGCUCAUUCACUGCGCUGAAGCAGCAAGAUGGCAUCUUUGCGUACUAUAUGCGUCGACCGGUGGGCAACGAAACUGUACAAGCCUUUCCAGCAGGUUUCAAGAUGCUAGCAGGCACUUCUGCCCUACGCUCUUUCAACGCGUCCUCGCUAGAACAGCAAGGUGUCGCCUGGAGUUGUAGAGGCUCCAGUGCGCCGCAAAAUGCUGACGGCUCGACCGAUGGCUACAAUCUGCCCGUUGGGCAGACGUGCAACCUCGCGCUGCGCCUGAUGCUUCGAUUCCCUCAAUGCUGGGAUGGCAAGAACCUCGAUUCCGCAGACCACAAAUCGCACAUGGCCUACCCCAGUCAGGUCAUCCAAGGCACUUGUCCGAGCACGCAUCCUGUCAGGCUACCUUUCCUGCAAUUCGAGCAAAACUGGAAUCACGUUGACUAUCCAUUCUCGCAAGCUCUCAAUCCCAAUCAACCCAUUGUGCUCGCGAAUGGAGACGCAACCGGCUACGGCAUGCACGGUGACUUCUUCAACGGCUGGGAUGUUCCCAAGCUUCAGGCUGCGCUGGACACCUGCGAUCCCAACAGCACGGGCCAAGUCGGCAAUUGUCAAAAGCAGGUGCUCACACUGCGACCCAAUUUCUGGUCGACCACGUAUCAGGCCGCCGGUGUCUGUCAGCGUAGUCAGAGCGUCAACGAGCAAGUCAUGGGCACUCUACCUGCCCUGCCGGGUAACAACCCAAUCACGUCCGGGCCUGCCAACGCAGCUGCCCUUGCUGACCCCACACCGCCCUCGCUCUUCACGAAUUUGACAAGCUGGAACGGUUUGAUCGUACCGCCUGGUGUCGAGAUGCCUAUGGGCACGCCGGGAACCGUCAUGCAAAGUGGCAAUUGGUCCUACGUCGGCUGUCAGCCCUUGCAAAACGCAACAACAGCCAUGUAUGCGCUGCAGACAGCAGUGUCGCGCAGUAACAAUCAGACCGUCGAGGGCUGUACCAGCGCUUGUGCUGCACAAGGCCUCAGGUACUGUGGGCUCGAGAACGGCGUUGCCUGCUGGGGCGGCAACACGACUCAGUUUGCGCCCACGCCAUCUUCGUACGCAAACUGUAACGCCAUGGCAUCCGGCAACCUCACCGAAGGCGGCGGCGGUCCGCGUUUCCUAGCGGCAUACGUUAACACCGCUUGGCAGCAAAGCGUCUUCAUCGAUCCUGCCCCAAUCGCAGGCAGCAACUACCAAGGCUGCUACGUCGACCGGGUCUCGCCUCGCAUUCUCUCGCGCUCCCUCGGUACAUCCUUCGCCUCCCCGAAGCUGUGCGCCGCAGCUUGCCAGAAAGCAUCGACCAACUAUACCUACUUUGGCCUCGAAGGUGGCAACCAGUGCUGGUGCGAUUCGAAAUUGACCAGUGCAACGCCUGCAGUACCUUUCGCUGAUCCGAUCGCUGGAGGAUGUACCGCUGCAUGCUCGUCAAAUGCCACCACAUACUGCGGCGGACCGUACGGGAGGAUGUCUCUCUGGUCGAUACCUGCUGGGGCUGCUGCCAGUUCACCUAUCGCUCGUCUAGCGGCCACGAGCUCGAGCAAGACGACAAGCAGCACCCCUAAGCCCAUUUCAACGAGCAAAUCGAGCAGUACAAGCAAAGCAACAAGCACUGUGAAACACUAG